AAUUCACAACUUCAUAUACAAAACGAGACAAAAAAACCCAGUCUAAAUGUAAACUUGAAGGUAAAAUACAGCCUCUGCAGUGUUUGCUAUGAUAUCUCGAGUGAAUAUGAUGAUGUGAUAAUUCACAGGUUAUAAUUGGAGCUCACGCAGUGAUGGCUAAUGGUGGGGUUAUAGGACCUGGUGGAGUCAACAUGGCUGCCCUGAAAGCAAAAAAAGCAUGCAGUCCCAUUUGUGGUUCUAGCUGGUAGUCAUAAGCUAUGUCCACUCUAUCCUCACAAUCCGGAGGGGAGGACACAACACACAUUACAUGUAUCGUCUUAUUGCCCACUAAUAGGCUGCUGAUGGUUUGCUGGUGUAGCAAUAAAGGACUAGUUUUUGGGUCUCUUGGCCACACAACACUCACUCGGUCGGCCAUUCAUAGUUGGAGGAUAUAUGUACUUACGUUGACUUGUCGUCCCAUGGAUUGAGAUAAAAGGGUUUGAUUGGAUCGCACCCUAAUUUGCGGUUUUUGAUACUAUUAGGGAUUGUCCCUCGGAGAUUAAACACUUGUGGCAAAGAGUCUUUGUGAUCGAGAAUAAGUGUGUGUAUCAAAUCGGAAAGAGGAAGCUACCUUUUUAAGGUUAGCUACAAAUCUCGCCGAGUUAGUUGCUAAUUUUAUAGUGCAUUUAAGGAUCUGUCAAAAGAUAAAGGAGGAUUUGAAGUGGCCUUUUGGUUUGCUGGUGAGCCAAGUUUUGGAGCUUCUUAAAGUGAUUUUUUUUUAUUGGAUAUGAUGAGCUAAAAGGGGGAAGUCGAGAGAGUAUAUACCACUUUUACGGGGGCUUGAGGGAGGGAGGGGGGUAAAAGUGCCAUGUCUCGUUGCUUCCCGUUUCCACCUCCAGGAUAUGAGAAGAAGAUUAGCACCGAUGAAGCAAACCCUUUGAUAAAGGAAAAACAAAAGAAGGAAAAGAAGCACAAAAAGGAUAAGGAAAAGAAAAAAGAUAGAGAAACAAGCAAAGACAAACACAAGGAACGGAAGGAGAGAAAGGAGAAACAUAAAGACAAGAAAGACAAAGACCGUGAUAAAGAAAAGAGCUCAACUUCAGAGGACAAAAAAGCUGUUGUUGGUGUUCUGCCCAACACAAAGGACAGGGAACAGCUUGUGACAAAUAAUGGUAAUGGAGAGUCUAAGUUUAUUCAGGAUCUGGCAAGAAGGAUCAGAGAUGAAGAAGCUACAGACAGCCAAAGUGUGGGAAAGAUUAGUUUUCCCAAUGGAGUCACAGAGAACAAGCCAAUGUCACAAAACAACCAUAGGAAAGUUGAUGAAAAGCGAAGCUACACCAUGGCAAAAAGGUCUGAAAAUGCGGUUCUUCGAGUACCAUCCAGCACUGAUCAGAAAGGAUCUGAUGUUAUGGUUAAACCAUCGGAGAAAAAGGAUCAUGAGAAGAAUCACCGCAGGGAAAGUGUUACCAAGAGUGAUUUGCCAUCGGACAGCGAAAGGAUAAAGAAAAACGAACCAAAGUACACAACACAUAGAAGUAGUCAAGAGGAGAAAGAGCAAAUUGGUCAUGACAAACCAAAGUAUGUAGAGGGAGGGCCGAGGCUAAAAGAGAGAGACUUAGACUUUAGAGUGCAUGACCUUUCAAAGGCAAGCGUUAAAAAUCUCACCGCAGGUGGAGUACUUGGCAAACGGAAAGAUCAUGAGACAAAUGGUUUCUUGUAUGAGAAUGGAUCUAGGCAAAACAAGAUACAGAGGCCAGCUGCUUCUCCAAUAACAUCCGUGGAAAACGGGAGGAAGUUGGGAGGAUGCCAAACUCUUACUAAACCUGUUACUGAGUUGCAAGGACCAGUGUGUAGUAAUCCACUGGUCAAGGACGAGGAUAGAGUUAACGGUUUCGUUGAUUCUCAAGAACCCAAAGAUCGUCCAAAGAAAGUGAAAGAAAACGGUGAAACAUCAGCAAAGAAGCGGCCUCAUCCGGACUUGAAGUAUUUGGAUCAGAUACUGAAUGUACCGCAGAGGGAGGAACUGCGUGAGGUUGGUGAAAAUGAGGAACAAGAGUGGUUGUUUGGUCAGUCUGGAGUGAAAUUACUAAAGAAGCCAAGGAUAGAUUCUUCUACCACUUCAUUGGAUGAGUCUCUGCAAGUCUGGAACCAGGCUCUUAGAUUAGAAUCUGCUGAUACGGUUGCUCUUCCAUAUGUGGUUCCCUUCUAGUUUGAUGACACUCUAACGUUCAUUAUUCACUUCAGCCGAGGAGAAAGAUCCUCCCUCACAUUCUAUUACUCGGUUUAGCAAAUCAUAAUGAGUUGAUGGAAUGAGAGAUUUUGAGGGAUGACUGGUUUGGCUUCAUGAGAAGAGAAACUUCCUUGCAAGAACACGUCAAGUCUAUGUAGGUUUUAGAGUACGGUCUUUUUUUCGAGUGUGAUUGUUGGAAACGAGAUUUCAGACUUUUGCUUCAGUUUUGA
Messenger RNA from Brassica oleracea var. oleracea, 2439 nucleotides. Its product is annotated as transcription initiation factor TFIID subunit 3-like. Lineage: Eukaryota; Viridiplantae; Streptophyta; Magnoliopsida; Brassicales; Brassicaceae. The record is from RefSeq and is a predicted model, not a curated record. The transcript has 8 exons. Bases 848 to 2188 code for a protein of 446 amino acids.